Striga hermonthica is the source of this 1464-nucleotide messenger RNA. The record is from the annotation of a GenBank genome assembly. Lineage: Eukaryota; Viridiplantae; Streptophyta; Magnoliopsida; Lamiales; Orobanchaceae.
AUGCGACCAUUAAUGGGAGAGACCACAGGACAACACAAAGACCUUGUUUUCGAUAUUUCCAUUAAUGUCCCUGCUCAGACAGACUCCGACUGCUUUGACGACGAUGGCCGUCUCAAAAGAACGGGCACUGUGUGGACUGCAAGCGCACAUAUCAUAACGGCCGUGAUUGGUUCUGGGGUUCUGUCCCUGGCUUGGGCCGUGGCCCAACUGGGCUGGAUCGCAGGCCCAACUGUCAUGCUCUUAUUCUCCGUCGUGACAUAUUACACUUCUACCCUUCUCGCCACGUGUUACCGGUCCGGCGACCCGGACACCGGAAAGAGGAACUACACAUACAUGGACGCUGUCAGGGCCAACUUAGGUGGCUUACAGGUUAAACUUUGUGGGGCAAUUCAGUACUUGAAUCUUUUUGGGAUUACAAUUGGGUACACCAUUGCAUCAUCCAUAAGCAUGAUGGCAAUUGAGAGGUCAAAUUGCUUCCACUCAGAAGGAGAUGAAAGCCCAUGCAGAGUGUCGAGCAAUCCAUAUAUGAUUGCGUUUGGUGUUGUGGAGAUAGUUUUGUCACAAAUCCCAGAUUUUGAUCAGAUUUGGUGGCUCUCUAUUGUGGCUGCUGUCAUGUCCUUCACUUACUCCAUCAUUGGUUUAAGCCUUGGCAUUGCAAAAGUUGCAGAAAAUGGAAUAAUAAAAGGGAGCCUGACUGGAAUAAGCAUUGGGACGGUGACUCAGACUCAAAAGAUAUGGAAAAGCUUUCAAGCCCUUGGAGCCAUUGCAUUUGCCUAUUCAUACUCAGCCAUCCUCAUUGAAAUUCAGGACACCGUGAAAUCGCCGCCGGCGGAGCACAAGACGAUGAGGAAGGCGACGCUCAUAAGCGUUUCCAUAACCACCGUCUUCUACAUGAUGUGCGGCUGCUUCGGGUACGCCGCCUUCGGCGACGCAGCCCCCGGCAACCUCCUCACCGGAUUCGGCUUCUACAACCCCUUCUGGCUCAUCGACCUCGCCAACGCCGCCAUCGUCUUUCACCUCAUCGGCGCCUACCAGGUCUUCUGCCAGCCGAUCUUCGCCUUCGUCGAGAAGCACGCCGCGUCGCGCUUCCCCGACGGCGAAAUCGGAAACACCGACAUCAACAUCCCCGUGCCGGGCCUCCGGCGGCCGUAUCGGCUCAAUCCCUUCCGGCUCGUGUGGCGGACUGUGUUCGUGGUGCUGACCACGCUGAUCUCGAUGCUGCUGCCAUUCUUCAACGACGUGGUGGGGAUUUUGGGGGCGCUAGGGUUCUGGCCGCUGACGGUCUAUUUUCCGGUGGAGAUGUACAUAGCGGCGAAGAGGAUCCCGAGGUGGAGCACGCGGUGGAUCAGCCUGGAGAUUUUGAGCGUGGCCUGCCUGGCGGUGUCGAUCGCCGCCGGCGCGGGUUCGGUGGCGGGGGUCGCCGAGCAUCUCAAGUCGUUCAAGCCUUUCCAGACUAAUUAUUGA